AUGACGAGGCGGCAUGUGGCUGGCGACCCCGCUGAUGUCAUUGCUGAGGGGCAGUCUUGGUAUAUGAUUGGUUGGAGGGCCAUGACGGUGGAGGCGAGCACGGCCACAGCCAUGUGGCGCGGGAACUGUGGCGGCGUCGCCAUCUCCACGAAACCUGGUCCAGUCGUCAGUCGAGGGACGGACCCGGUCCAGGUCCUGAUCCAGGUCCUGAUCCAGGUCCUGAUCCAGUCGUCAGUGAAGAGUCCUGGUUCACGUCGGAGAGUCCGACGCAGUGCUGGCUCGGCUGCUCAGAGUCUGCUAGUCGUAGUUCGAUGGUUGUACUCGACGAAAGUAGCCGACCAAGGGACAGACCAAAGACCUCAUGAAGUCGGGUUAGGGUACGGGUGCUGA
Molecule: messenger RNA, 390 nt
Organism: Verticillium dahliae VdLs.17
Lineage: Eukaryota; Fungi; Ascomycota; Sordariomycetes; Glomerellales; Plectosphaerellaceae
Exons: 1
Coding region: 1-390 (129 amino acids)
Source: RefSeq, a predicted model, not a curated record